Messenger RNA from Miscanthus lutarioriparius, 672 nucleotides. Lineage: Eukaryota; Viridiplantae; Streptophyta; Magnoliopsida; Poales; Poaceae. The record is from the annotation of a GenBank genome assembly.
AUGGCGUCGCCGCCGCCGCCGCCACCGCGCGUGUGCGUUACCGGGGGCGGCGGGUAUGUUGCCUCAUGGCUCGUUAAGCUCCUCCUCUCCCGCGGCUACGCCGUGCACACCACUGUCCGCGACCCAAGUGAUCCCAAGAACGCCCACCUCCGGCGGCUGGACGGGGCCCCGGAGAGCUUGCUCCUGUUUAAGGCCGACAUGCUCGAUGGCGACGCCCUGGCGGCCGCGGUCGCCGGGUGCGAGGGGGUCUUCCACGUCGCCUCCCCUGUGCCCGCAGACAAGUCAGAGGUACUGUCUCCUGCUGUCAAAGGAACUCUGAACGUUCUUCAGGCUUGCUCGGCAAAUAAUGUUCAGAAAGUUGUCGUGGUUUCAUCCACAGCUGCUGUUCAUUAUAACCCGAGUUGGCCCCAAGGUAGAAUCAAAGAUGAGAGCUGCUGGUCAGACAAAAAAUUUUGCAUUAAGAAUGAGAACUGGUACACUGCUGCCAAGACAAUUGCUGAAGAGACAGCAUUGGAGUAUGGAGAGAAGAAUGAACUACUUGUUGUUACAGUUUGCCCUUGUAUCGUUUUAGGUCCACUCCUGCAGCCUCUGAUCAAUACCACCAGUGAAUUCCUCAUCUACAUUAUAAAAGGUGGCCUAUAUAUAUUCCUGCUAGUUUCAAACACCCAUUAA